GCGCUGGGGUGCAGGUGCGAUUGGUGUGUACGUAUGCACGCUACCAUAACAACGGGUCAAGCGAGGUCGGAAGCGAAGAACGGAUCGUCGGAUGUUUUCAUUUUCAACCUAAUUGUUUCUUAUCGUAACCACAUUUGAGGAAACAAAUUGUAGCUUUUAAGAUACAGAUACAAAGCAGACAUGUCAGCAAAGGCCCUGGCAAGGUUACCACCAAUCCAAAAAUCGAGUCCGCCUCCACCUGCAAACAUCAAUGCUGUGAUAUCACCCAGGGCUGGUAAAGCUUUCAGUGGACUCCAGGGACCAAGCUACCAGCUAGGAGAUGGGGGUAAACACAGGCUACCUGAACCUCAGGCAUUGAAGCCAUUUGUAGAUACAAAGGCAGGAAACUUGGACACAUGGCCAGCCCAUGCCACAGCCCAGGCAGCAGCAUGCCCCUCCCUACCCUCCUCCCAGCGGCCAAGGGGUUCCAGCGCUGAGGAGUAUGGUAGAGGACGGAGCACUGGAGGAGAGGGAGGGGCGCAUCAGUCAAUGGUACCCAAACCCAAGUUCCUGGAACAACUGGAAGUGUUCCUCAAGAAAGAACUCAGAAACGUGGAUGGUGGGAGAGGAGGUCCAAGCGAUACAAGAUUACAAGCAUAUCGAGAAGUGUUUGAGUAUCUGAUAGAAGACUUCAAGGCUUAUAAACCCAUCUUCUCUUCAAUUAAGAAUGAAUAUGAAGUCAUGAUGUCACAUCAAAGAGAAAAGAUCAGAGAACUGGAACCUCUCAAGUCCAUGUUGGUGACGGUAUCGGAGCAGUGUGACCAGAAGAUCAUGGCUCUCAGGGAAGAUGAGAGACAAGAGAUGAAAGAUCUGAAGAACGAGAAGCAAGCUCUCCUGGAGCGUAUCAGCGGCAUGAGGGAGGAACAGAUCUCAUUGCAGAUGCAGAUUGAAAAGCUCCAAGAGAAGAUAGCUGAGCAGUAUCAGAUGUACCGUGAUGAGUGUGAUGCCCGGAAGCUCCUCGUCUCUGAUAUCAACGACCUUCGCUACCAACAGGAGGAUUAUCAGAAGGCUCAGGGGAACCAGGAGGUACCCGCUGAAGCUAAGGAAGACCCUGUCAAAAUGAAGAUUGCCCUCAGGAAAGCAAGAGAGGAUCUAUAUGAUGCAACUCAGCGAUUAAAUGAGAUGAUUGCUAACUAUGGUGAUGUGGUUCCAAGAAGAGAUUUUGAAUUCUUGACAGCAGACCAUCAGAAAUUGAAAGAAGAACAUGAUACUUUGAAUGGUGACUACAAACAGCUGAGAGCAGAGCAUGAAGCUCUGUUAGAUGUGAAUAAGCAGAUCAUAGCACAGAGAGAUGACUUCUACCAAGAACUAGAAAGCCUCAAAAGAACAGCAACACCAAGGCCAGAAUGGGACCGAUGUGCUGAGGUGCUGGAAGGAGGAGAGGAGAGAUGGGUGCAGAUCUCACAAGGAAAGAAGAGCGAUCAGCUCGUCACGUUGCUCCUCAAAGAGAUCAUGGGAGAUGGAGAAGGCUACGAGUACUUUGAACCCAAGGGCCUUGGUGAUGAUGUACCUGUAUACAUGCGAUAUGAAGGCAAGCUGAGGAAGAGGAAGAUGGAUGAGAGUGAUGCUGGUAUCCUCAUCAAAGAAAUAUGGAUGGAGAAGACUAAACAGAAUCAAGAGAGAGGAGAAGCCGGUCCAGAGCCUAUGGAUAUCUUCCUUGCUCCUUUCAUGAGACAGAAGUACCCUGAGGAGAAACUUGCCUUUGAGUGGACGUACAUGCUGCUCAGUGUACUAGAAGAGAAUGAGAAGGACAACCAUCUUAUGCUCUUCCAUAAGAUUCUCUUAGGAGAGAUGGAUGAAGAUGUUUAUCAUCAUCAGUUUGAGGUCUUAUCUGAUCUCAUGGCAGCAUUCAAGAAGGCUGAUGAGGAGGAAGGCGGGCAUGGGAGUUUCAACAAGGAUAUCCUAGAGCACGCCUUGCGAGAGUUCUUCCCUAUCAAAGAUGAUGAUGCCAUCCAAGCCCUGGUCGAUGCUGCUGUUCAAGAACUUGAGUCUGAAGACGAGACCAAACUACUCUAUGAAGAACUAUUCCAGGAGGAGGAGGAUGGAACCGUUGGACCGUUCAUCUCUCUCCUCAGAUCUCAAGAGCAAGAAGAGAAACUACAGUAUGUGGAUGACAUCAGAUUAGAACUGGAAGGAAAAGAGGAGAUUCCGUGGCGAGAAGUUCAAAUGGCUAUCAACGUCAUCGAUGCGGAGAUAGACCGCCCUCACAUGGUGCAGUAUGUGUGUCGUGCGUUUGACGUUCCUCAGGACCAGAUCACCACGGCGCAACCCACGACUCUAGACGUGAUCGUGAGGAGACUACAGAAGAGCACAGUGAGGAGGAUCGGCAAGCUCAACAGUUCUGAGCUUACAUAGAACUACCAUCU
Messenger RNA from Strongylocentrotus purpuratus (purple sea urchin), 2405 nucleotides. RefSeq names its product translin-associated factor X-interacting protein 1 (gene tsnaxip1). The record is from RefSeq and is a predicted model, not a curated record. Bases 181 to 2394 code for a protein of 737 amino acids. The transcript is spliced from 16 exons. Lineage: Eukaryota; Metazoa; Echinodermata; Echinoidea; Camarodonta; Strongylocentrotidae. Gene Ontology annotation, cellular component: cytoplasm.